This is a messenger RNA of Phoenix dactylifera (date palm), 745 nucleotides long. RefSeq lists its product as uncharacterized. Lineage: Eukaryota; Viridiplantae; Streptophyta; Magnoliopsida; Arecales; Arecaceae. The record is from RefSeq and is a predicted model, not a curated record.
AAGGAAGCUGCCCAAAGAAUAAAAGAAACUACCCAUAUAAAGUAAUCUUUUAUUGUUGCUUGUACCAAUCUUUCCUAUCUGGCUCUUCGUACCAAUAACAGUUUGAUUUCAAUUGAGAUCUUGGAGUUUGGGCCUUGAACAGGUUGGUUUCUGUUGAGAACUGGAUUGGAGGUAGAGAUUGGUCAGAAGACAAGGUGGGAUUGGGGGUUAUGGCAAUGCCAUGGGGCUUGGCUGUGUACAUAAUGAACAUGGUGUGGAUGGUCCUUGAUGGCUGGAUCUCGUCGUGUGUGACGGUCGCCGACGAGAUUGCCCGGGCACUCAGGGCCGGCGACAUCGGCCCCUUCCCGGUCGGAUGAGUGUCCGAUCAUUACCAAGCUCUGUUCAGAUAGACUGGUUAUGUUACGACAAUGCCCCAAAAUGUAAAGCAGAUGUUGUUCAUGAGAUACUUUUAUCAUGAAAGGAAAAAUUAAUAAACUCAGCUAUGGUGCUCAUUUUAUUUAUUUAUUAUAUGACGGGAGCUCGUGAUUCAGCUUAGAUGGUGAUGAUAUCUUUGAAGAAGGCUUUUAAAAAGAUUAGGAAAUUAGUGUUAGCAGGUUCUUUUUACCUCUUUUCUAUUCUUUUCAUGUAAAGAUGAGUGCAUAAGAUGGUGAUCAUUCCCUUUAUUUUUUGAAUUAUUCAAAAUACCAUCCAAUAAGCAAAAAAUAAUAUGAGCUUAUUGGUUCUAUGUGGUCCUUUUUUGGGGGAA